AUGCGAGAGGGUGAUUUUACACGUACAGGUCGUCGUGAUAUAAAAGGUGUUUUAGCUGAUGGAAAAAUCUCAGCAAAUCGUUAUUAUCGUCGUUUUAAAAAGGAUACUUUGCGACAACAAUGUUAUGAUGCAAUGCAAAAACAAAAAUCAUCAACUAUGGAAACAAAUAAAGAUGUCAUAACAAGAGUUAAUUCUGAUUUUGUUGACAUUCCAAUGGAAGUAGUAACAAAUCGUGAAGAUAUUUUAAGACAAAUGAUACUUGAUUGUCGAAAAAUGUUUGUUUGUGAAGAAACUGAAGAUUGUUUUGGUACUUGGCCUCUUAUUAAUGAUAGUGAAUUAAAUGAAGUGUUAAUUGAACAAACAGAACCUGAUUGUGUUCUUGUUCUAACAUCAACUCGAUAUUUUAUUGUUUGUUAUGAUGAAACAUUUCAAAAAGUUGUUUCAUUUAAAGAAACUCCAUUAACAUCCAUAAAUAAUAUUGAAGUUGGUGAAAAUCCUUUAUCACCAGCAGGUAGUUCAUUGACACUUCGUAUUCAUUUUACAAAAGAAGAACAAACAAGUGGUUAUUAUCAUCAAUUUCGUGGUACAAAUGUUCAAAUUUUUAAUACAACAGUUAUAUUUCUUAAAGAUAUUGAUCAAAUAAAUGAUUAUAUGAAAACAAUCGGUCACAUGAUUGUAUCAAUUGUUAAUUCUUUUGUACAAAAAUCACUUGAACUUAAGGAAAAAAAAUUAAAUAGAAUGAACAGUUUACCAGAUGAUGUCGAACCAUUUCAAAAACGAAUGAGUUUUUCUGCAACAGAUAUGCCACCUCUUGCUACAAUAAGUGAUGCUGCAACUUCAAAUAAUAAAGCAACAAUAAAUAAAAUAAAAGAUUUCGGUUCACGAUUUUCAUCGAUGGUUACUCGACAAGCAGCACCUACAAUUAAUAAAUUAACGACGCAAGCAAAACAAUUACCAAUAAAUGAAAAAGUAACAUCAUUAUUGAAAGUUAUUGGUGAUAGUCCAUCAUUAAUUCGAGCUGGUACAACAAAAUUUGUAGCAGAAGAGGGUCGUGCAUCACCAACGCCUGACAAUCGAAAAAAAAUGCUACAAGAAAAAUUUGAUGAAAGAAAAAAAGAAUUAACUUCUAUACAAUGUCAAACGAAAUGUUUUCUUUUGCCUUCUCCUGAUCUCACCAUCAUUUACAUUCCAAAUAAUGAACAAAAAUAA
Rotaria sordida is the source of this 1209-nucleotide messenger RNA. NCBI's taxonomy places the organism in Eukaryota, Metazoa, Rotifera, Eurotatoria, Philodinida, Philodinidae. The record is from the annotation of a GenBank genome assembly.